GUACAAACAUAAUUUAAUGAAUACACAUUAUAUCGUUUUUAUAUUCAUAAGACAUAUACUUUACGAACGAACAGAAACCACAAAACCACAAUAUCAAUAAAAUAUUCUAACAAAGCUGUGUUUUAUUGGACAGCUAUCAACUUUAACAUUAUUGGUCUGCCUAUAGCUACCUUUUCUUUGACGUUCGACCUUACGCAACAGAGUAUAUAUAUGGAUUAAACACUUAACAUCAGUCAUAAUCAUUCAGAGCUUGAAGUGUUCAGUUAUAUUGGAUUUAAUAGCCGUGCUAUAUAUUGGAAUACGUAUUUAAAGAAAUGGAAACUUUUGAAUACGAUGCCUUUGUGAUAUACAAUCCACACGGAGAGGACCAGGGGUUUGUCAAUCUAAUGACUCGCGUUCUCUCUUCGCCUCCCUAUAACCUCAGACUCUAUGUACCAUGGACAGAUAAUGUUGAUGAUACCUUUGAAGCUGUGGCUACUGCUGAAAAUAUAGAGAAAAGAUGCAAGAAAGUGUUGGUGGUUAUCUCAACAGCUUCUGUUGAAAGUGAUUUAUUCCAUUUCCAACUGAGAAUUGCCCAUGCAAUGUCGCCAAGUGCCAGAGCGAGGAAAAUCAUACCUAUUCGACUUGAUGCCACAGAAGUUCCAGAUAUGAUCAGAUUCACCACUCCUUGUGAUUAUUACAAGAAAGACCUGCGUGUAUUUAUAUGGGAUAGAAUUUUCGCCUCCUUCAAGGAUAAUUCAAGUCUGCAGAAACGCCAGCUCACCAAAGCUCUUUCAAUUCCCCCAGAAAAAAGAAAAUUACCAGACGUGGUGCCCAACUCACCUUUAAGGCGUGUGAAAUCUUGGUGGAGGUUGAGAGCCACAGUAGCUUAAGUAUUAUCUAGGUCGUAUAAUAAACGGAUUGCUUAUACACUCUUUGAAAAAUAGUAGUGGAAGUCCCCAUUUCGAAAUUGUUUGAUGAGAGCUUGUCAUCCAUCUUUCAGGAGCUUUAUGGACCUUAUGGAGCACAUGCUUUGAUAUCCUCUUUCGCACAUGCAAAAGAAUUGAAUUCUUAACUCUGUAGGAAAUCCAAGAUUUUAAUCCCACGAUAUCACCGACCUUACUUGUGGUAUACAGUGAUAAUAGAUUAUAAGUAUGUAUGUCUUACGGACAAUGUUCUUUUAGUACUAUUCCAUUUGUGAACUGGCUUUUCAUGGACUGCUAUUGCAAGAAAUCAACGUAGAGGAGCCAAAGCUUUUGGUGUUUUACUGUGAAAUCCAUUAAUAUGACAUUAUUAUUAUUUUUUUUUUACUUUUCAAAAUUGAAACAUUUGUUGAAAAUAUUGCCAAGUUAAUAAAGAUACUUUAUAUA
Molecule: messenger RNA, 1349 nt
Organism: Saccostrea echinata
Lineage: Eukaryota; Metazoa; Mollusca; Bivalvia; Ostreida; Ostreidae
Product: myeloid differentiation primary response protein MyD88-like
Exons: 6
Coding region: 315-872 (185 amino acids)
Biological process (GO): signal transduction
Source: RefSeq, a predicted model, not a curated record